Siniperca chuatsi (mandarin fish) is the source of this 3517-nucleotide messenger RNA. RefSeq names its product enhancer of polycomb homolog 2 (Drosophila) (gene epc2). The coding region runs from base 298 to 2592 and encodes 764 amino acids. Gene Ontology annotation, biological process: regulation of transcription by RNA polymerase II. The transcript is spliced from 15 exons. NCBI's taxonomy places the organism in Eukaryota, Metazoa, Chordata, Actinopteri, Centrarchiformes, Sinipercidae. Gene Ontology annotation, cellular component: piccolo histone acetyltransferase complex. The record is from RefSeq and is a predicted model, not a curated record.
GUGUUUUUUUUUUUUAAGUUGUGCCGCGGUGGCUGAUGGGAUUGCUCCGCCGCUGGUGUGGACAUGUCCGCCAUGUUUUCCACGGCGCAGGGAGCAGAGCAGCCCGGAGAAACGGCUCCUACGUCCCGUUAAACCCGCACACUGAUGAGUCCUACCGCCUGUUACCGGAGCAACAGACACCAAUGAACUCUACUGCGGCGGACACAGUCGCGUCCGGAGCUGAUUUACGUCGGUAUUGGUGCGGGUUUGUGGCGGGAUUCACGGUUCUCUCGGAUUGUCGCUUAUUUGGCGCAAACAAUGAGUAAACUCUCGUUCCGGGCGCGAGCGCUAGACGCCGCCAAACCGCUCCCGGUUUACCGCAACAAAGACCUUCCUGACCUGACCGACUGCGUGUCCAUUAACCGGGCCGUCCCGCAGAUGCCGACCGGGAUGGAGAAAGAAGAAGAGCUGGAGCACCACCUGCAGAGGGCGAUCUCAGCCCAGCAGGUGUUCAGGGAGAAGAAGGAGAACAUGGUGAUCCCCGUACCUGAAGCAGAGAGUAACACCACCUACUACGACCGUCUGUACAAAGGAGAGGUCAAAGUUCCCAAACAGCUGAUCCACAUACAGCCUCUGGGUCUGGACCUGGAACAGCCAGACUACGACAUGGACUCAGAGGACGAGACGCUGCUCAACAGACUGAACAGAAAGAUGGAGAUCAAACCUCUGCAGUUUGAGACCAUGGUGGACCGACUGGAGAAGGCCAGCACACACCAGCUGGUCUCUCUGUCCGAGGCGAAGCUGCUGCUGAACGAGGAUGACUACCUGCUGAAGUCGGUGUAUGAUUACUGGGUGAGGAAGAGGAAGAACUGUCGUGGUCCGUCGCUGAUUCCUCACAUCAAACAGGAGAAAAGAGAUGGAUCCACCAACAACGACGCCUACGUGGCCUUCAGACGGAGAACAGAGAAGAUGCAGACCAGGAAGAACCGUAAGAACGACGAGGCGUCGUACGAGAAGAUGCUGAGACUGAGGAGAGAGUUCAGCCGGACCGUCACCAUCCUGGAGAUGAUCAAGAGGAGAGAAAAGUCCAAGAGAGAGCUGCUGCACCUCACCCUGGAGGUGGUGGAGAGGAGGUAUCAGAUGGGAGACUUCAGUGGAGACACUCUCAGAGAGGUGUCGCUCCCUCUGGUGGAGAAACCAACGUACAGCACUGCAGUUACUCUGAACAACGGCAACAGACACAAAACUGACAUCAGGAUCAAGAUGCAGAAGAAGCAGGUCUCCGUCAGAGACGAGCUUCCCUUCGACCCGAUCAGACCGAAGAAGAAGAACAUCAGACGGGACAGAUUGUAUCCUCCACAGAGACGUCCCGGGCGACCUCCCGGCCCCUUCACCGUCAACAAGGCCGACAUCAAACAGUACGACUUCCACAGCUCCGGAGAAGAGGACAGUCCACCUCCACCGCCGUCUCCUCCGUCUUCACCUGAUGAAGAAAAUACUCCUGAUGGAGUUUUUGUCUUCAGGAGGAAAGCUGGAUGUCAAUAUCUCUCUCCUCGUACGGAGCAGACAGGUAGAAUCGAUCGUCCAGAGCUCCUCCCUCAGUGUCUUCGUCACUCUCUGACCGAACUCACUCUGCCUCCUCACUGGAUGGGACUGAGCCGCCGCAGGAUAGGACGAGGGGGCAGGAUCAUCCUUGACCGAGCCUCCUCAGGUCUGGAUCCAAUAUUGAAGCAGCUGGACUCUUUAACACAUCCAGUCUGCAGGACCAGGACCAGUACCUGCCUCCUCAGUGAUCCAGUAACAACAGAACUGAAACCCCCCCUGACCUCAGGAACCACCGCCCCCUCCCUAACUGAAAUCCUGAAUAACAUCCAGACUCUGAGGAGGUUCUGCUUCAGACCCAGACUGGUCCAGGGCCAGAGGGAGGGGGGCAGAAGGACCACAGGGUCCUCUGUGGAGGACAACAGACUCACCUGUUGUCUGUCGCCUGACGACAACAACUGUGGAUCAGCUGGGGGCAUCACGGAGGAGCAGUACCACAGUCAUCAGCAGCAGCUGGUCCAGAUGCAGAAACAACAGCUGGAACAGCUGCAACAACAGAACAACACUGCUUUGUACAGACAUGCGGCGCUGCACCGAACACAGUCCACCAGGUCCGGUGAGUCCAGUUCGAAGACUCUGGACUCGGCCAGUGCUCAGUUUGCAGCCUCGGCUGUGAUCAGCGCGCCUCCUCCACCUCGUGGUCACAUCAGCAAUGAGAACAAACCCUACAAGACCAGUGUCAACGGAGUCCUCCAUCCUUCAGGUCCCUCCAGGCCUCCGUACUCUUCCUCCUCGUCGCUCAGCAGGCCGGGGCUUUCAGCUCGGGGGUCACUCUCUUCCUCAUCCUCCCCUCAGUCCCUCCCCAACCAGAGGAGCCAGGCUGGAGCCGUGUCUCCCGCCCAUCCCCACACUGCUCGACCCUCAGCCCCCCCAACGUCUGCCUUAAAGCUCGCCACCGUCGCCGCCAGCCUUGACCGAGUGCCCAAAGUCUCCACAGCCAGAGAUUCUCACGAGCCGGAGAGACUUCUGAAUGGACUAUCAGAGACCACGCUGCCCAUGGAGGUCACAUAACAUCUUGUCCCAUCAUCCCCUGCUCCUCCUCCCAUCGUGCCCUGCUCCUCUUCCUCCCAUCGUCCCCUGCUCCUCCUCCCAUCGUGCCCUGCUCCUCUUCCUCCCAUCGUGCCCUGCUCCUCUCCUCCCCCCAUCGUGCCCCUCCUCCUCCCCCCAUCGUGCCCUCCUCCUCCUCCCAUCGUGACCUGCUCCUCCUCCUCAUGUCUGACCGGUGAAUGUGACACGCCGUGACCUCCAGAAGAAGAAGAAGAAGAUGGUGUCCGAAUCAGAACAUUUCACGGAGUGUGGAUGUUAUUAUUAUUAUUGUUGUACAGUUUGUAAAUGUCUUUGAUGUAAAAGUUUGUUUUUCAUCAGUUUAGUUUCUGAAGCAGAUUGUCAUCAUGUGACUGCAGAAUCAACUCUGAUUGGUUCAUAUAAGUCCUGUGUCUUUGCUCUGAUUGGUCCAUGAUGAGUCUGUAUCUUCGCUCUGAUUGGUUAUUUAUUGCUCAUGUUUACAUUUUGUAUUUCUUUAAAAAUCAGAACUUGUCUCGUUUUCCCCUCAGAGAUGGAAAAGUGAUUUCAUUUCUCAGAUUUAUUUUUGUGACGUCUGUUUGUGUGAAUCAGGAUUCAUUUGAUCUUUUUUAAAUGUUAAAGAAUCUCUUCAUGGCCUUCUGAUCAUUUAAAGCCACAUUAAAAUAAAAAUAUGCAUCCUGUAAAAAGAUGUGGAUCUGCAGCUGCAACAGAACGUUUUUUAUAUUUUUAAACUUGUCGGAGGAGAGAAGUCGGACAGACGCUGAUCGGACGUGUGUGAACUGAGCUCUGACGGCUUUCUGUUGCUGUUGGAUUUACGUUGUCCUUCAGUGUGUGUGUGUGUGUGUGUGUGUGUGUCGGCUGGUUCACACACUCUGUUCACUCUGUUUCAGAAAUAAAAAUGCAUCGACACAGA